This is a messenger RNA of Cryptomeria japonica (Japanese cedar), 1538 nucleotides long. Its product is annotated as large ribosomal subunit protein uL10. Gene Ontology annotation, biological process: ribosome biogenesis; ribosomal large subunit assembly; cytoplasmic translation. The record is from RefSeq and is a predicted model, not a curated record. Gene Ontology annotation, molecular function: structural constituent of ribosome; large ribosomal subunit rRNA binding. NCBI's taxonomy places the organism in Eukaryota, Viridiplantae, Streptophyta, Pinopsida, Cupressales, Cupressaceae. The transcript is spliced from 5 exons. Gene Ontology annotation, cellular component: cytosolic large ribosomal subunit. The coding region runs from base 276 to 1244 and encodes 322 amino acids.
UUAUGCCACCCCAAAAUUAUAACAUCGUGUAAAGCUAUUUAAACAAAUAAACUGGUCUAAAAUUAGCUUUUACCCUAAAACAGAGACUAGAACAACAAAUAAAAUUACAUCGAUACCCUUUAAUAUUUUUUUCACUUCCUGCUCACCAAAGAGAAAACCCUAAAUACCAAGUAGAAUAACAACCCUAACUUUAAAAGAAAACCCUACUCCUCAUUUUUUUGUUUCACAGAAUAGCAGGCCAUUGCAUCGGUCAAUAGAUCGUAGCAGUGGAAAAAAUGGGGUUCAAGGGUACUAAGGCUGAGAAGAAAGUAAUCUACGACAAGAAAAUAUGCGAUUUACUGGAAGAUUACACGCAGGUGUUGGUGUGCCUUGCAGACAAUGUGGGAUCCAAUCAGUUGCAGUCCAUUCGGCAGGGAUUGAGGCCCGAUUCAGUCGUCCUAAUGGGAAAGAAUACCAUGAUGAAAAGAUCUAUUAGGAUGUAUGCCGAGAAGUCUGGCAAUACGGCUUAUCUGAACAUCAUCCAGUUGCUCGUGGGAAAUGUUGGGCUUAUUUUCACAAAAGGUGACUUGAAAGAGGUCCGUGAGGAAGUUGCAAAGUAUAAGGUUGGAGCUCCAGCGCGUGUUGGUUUGGUUGCUCCAGUUGACGUGGUUGUACCCCCUGGAAACACUGGUCUAGAUCCAUCCCAAACUUCUUUCUUCCAGGUGCUGAACAUUCCCACAAAAAUUAACAAGGGUACUGUUGAAAUUAUCACACCUGUAGAACUCAUUAAGAAGGGAGAUAAAGUGGGUUCUUCCGAGGCAGCUCUGCUUGCUAAGCUUGGUAUUCGUCCAUUUUCAUAUGGACUUAUUGUGCAGUCUGUUUAUGACAAUGGAUCAGUAUUUAAUCCAGCAGUUCUUGAUCUCACAGAGGAAGAUUUGAUUGAAAAAAUUGCUGUCGGUAUCUCUAAUGUGGCAGCUCUUUCACUGGCUCUCAGCUAUCCUACAUUAGUGGCUGCUCCUCAUGCAUUCAUCAAUGGUUACAAGAAUGUUUUAGCUAUUGCUAUUGCUACAGACUAUUCAUUCCCACAGGCAGAGAAAGUCAAAGAGUACUUGGAGGAUCCAAGCAAGUUUGCAGUUGCUACUGUUGCAGUUACUACAGAAGCUGCUGCUGCUGCUCCUGCUGCAGCUGCUCCAAAGGAAGAGGAAAAGAAGCCUGAACCUGAAGAGGAGUCUGAUGAUGACAUGGGUUUCAGUCUAUUCGAUUAGAGUGAUGUGUUGGUUUGUUUGGGAAACUGGAUGUCAAUAGGGUUGAGUCAAAAGCAGAUUCUGAUUAUCACAACUUCUAUUAUUCUUCUAUUAUCUCUUCAUUGUAGUUCAUAAUCAAUUCAGUUGGUUUUAGUUGCUAGGCAGGGAUGUAGCAUAAGUUCCAAGUUCAGAAUUUUAGGCAAAGAGAUUCCUUUCAAUCUUUUAAAUUUUGAAGGCUUAUCAAUAUAAACAUGUAUGAGAAAACAGAGCAUUGUUUAAGUGAUUAACACGAGUUUCUUCAAUUUUGAAUCUUCA